Camelus dromedarius (Arabian camel) is the source of this 1536-nucleotide messenger RNA. RefSeq names its product leucine-rich repeat-containing protein 37A2. The record is from RefSeq and is a predicted model, not a curated record. Bases 1 to 1302 code for a protein of 433 amino acids. The transcript has 12 exons. Lineage: Eukaryota; Metazoa; Chordata; Mammalia; Artiodactyla; Camelidae.
AUGAAGCCAGCUGCUAUAAAACAUCGGCACCACUUGAUCCUGCAAGCGGUGCUGUGCGCAGGCGCUACCGGCGGAGACCCGUCCCCACCGCGUGGGGCGUCCCGAAGGUUGGCGGGGCAUGAGGCGACGGUCUCCAGCUUCCCCUCCUCCACCCAGCUGCGCCCGCUGAGGAGGCACGAGCCCCCGCCAGGCCCCCACACCCCAGCACCGCCGGACCAUGUACUCAGCCCACAGGCCCCUGAUGCCCCCGUCUGGCGCGGCCUCCCGUGGCCUGGGCAUGUUCGAGAUUUCCAAGGAAACUCUAUUUCUUACAUUGAUGAAAAUACAUGGAAGCCAUACCGCCUGACUGAGAAACUAAUUCUCAGUCAUAAUCCUUUGACAACAGUUGAAGAUCCUUAUCUUUUAAAAUUGCCAGCAUUAAGAUAUUUAGACAUGGGAAAAACACACGUCUCACUUACAACAAUUGAAAGAAUCCUCUUUAUGACCCCUGAAUUGGAAAAACUGAUCUUACCUAGCCAUAGGACCUGCUGCCUCUGCCAAUUUAAAACUACUAUUGAAGUUGUCUGCAAGACAGUCAAGCUGCACUGUGACAGUGACUGCCUGGCAAGCACCACACGUUGUGAUGAAGAGGCAUCGGUAGGGAAUGCAGAAGGAUCGUUCAUGAAGAUGUUACAAGCCCGGAAUAAAAGCACCAGCACCGAGCUGAUUAUUGAGCCAGAGAAGGCGUCCUCGGACAGACGUGGUGUCAGCCUGUCAGCCUUCGCGAAUAAGCAGCUGACAGAAGAAGUUCCAGGAUAUAGGUAUAAGAAAAAACCCAUCUUGGUAACAGCUGUGCCUAUAGUACAGAUUAUCUUGAUUAUAAUUUUCUGCCUUAUUAAGAUUUGUCCUUACAGAACAGCAGCAAAGGGCGGUAAUAAAGGAAGCAUAAGGAGGGCUUUUUCUGGAGAAGGUGGCCACUUUGGCUCACAGACAAUGUAUAGACCUCUCAUAGCCACGCACGAGGAAAAUAUGGCACAGAAGCUACAUGAUGGGGAGUCUUCUGAAGAGGAAGAGAUUUUCAGUAAGGAUGCAAGACUGGCCACCCAAAACUCAGCACGUGCUGCUGUGCAUUCGCCCCAUAAGCUGCAAAGGGGCUUUGCCAAGUGGAGCCAGGAUUUGUACCAGGUCUGUCUGAUGUUGAAUUGUGCAUCCACUGCCUCCCAUAGAGACCUCACAGAAGAAAGGGCUACACGGGUUAAACAUCAAAACAGCAGUCCACCAGGUCUAGAGUUGGUACCUAAUACCUGUGGAAUGAAUGAAUGAAUUAAGUGAAAACUUCUAGACUCUCCUGAGAGUGCAGCUGAAGAAAAAGAAACUACAACUAAAGAAAUUUGGAACAGAAAGGAGUGCUGAGAAAUAAACCAAGAAAUCCAGUUUAAUGCCCUUAAAUUGUCUCCCACACUUCCUAGUAUAUUGUAUCUGGUAGGCUUCAAUAAAAAGUAUACAGCGCACGUAGUAGGUGACCAAUACCAAUGAACUAAGAUCAUUCUUCUUUUU